AUGUCAGUGAAAGGAAUCGAAGGAAAAGUUAUUGUUAUUACCGGCGCCUCUAGUGGCCUUGGUGAGACCAGUGCGCAUGAAUUGACCAAGGCCGGAGCCAAGGUGGUUGUUGGCGCGCGCCGUGUUGACAAACUACGCGCUCUGGUCAAGGAGUUCGGACUGCCCGAGGAAUCUGCCGUCGAGGUUGACGUUAGCAAGCAGGAGCAGGUCGAGAAUCUGAUCCAGACCGCCCUAAAACUCUACGGCAAGAUUGACGUGUUGAUGAACAAUGCAGGUGUUGCCACGUUCAGUCCGAUUGAGGCUGGAGAUGUUGACGCUUGGGACAGAAUGAUUGACACUAAUGUCAAAGGCGUUUUGUAUGGCGUGAACGCCGUGCUCCCGCACUUCAAGGAGCGCAAGUCGGGCCAGAUCAUCAACACCUGCUCUGUUGUCGGUCACUCCGUGAUGCGCAAUGGUGUUGUUUACAGUUCUACCAAGUUUGCGAUCCGUGCCAUCAGUGAGGGACUGCGUCAGGAGCUGAAGCCCCAUAAUAUUCGCGUUCUCAAUAUUUCUCCCGGUCCCACAGAGUCCGAGGGCCUGAGGGUGGCCUUCGGUGAAGCAUCUAUGCCCACUGCGCCGAGCACUGCAUUCAGUGAUGCUGUGAUUUACGCCGUCAGCCAGCCUGAGAACGUCGAUAUCAAUGAAAUCACUUUCAGACCCACUGCCCUCGACUAG
Messenger RNA from Wickerhamiella sorbophila, 714 nucleotides. RefSeq lists its product as hypothetical. The record is from RefSeq and is a predicted model, not a curated record. The coding region runs from base 1 to 714 and encodes 237 amino acids. NCBI's taxonomy places the organism in Eukaryota, Fungi, Ascomycota, Dipodascomycetes, Dipodascales, Trichomonascaceae. The transcript has a single exon. Gene Ontology annotation, molecular function: oxidoreductase activity.